Amphibalanus amphitrite is the source of this 2003-nucleotide messenger RNA. RefSeq names its product chromobox protein homolog 7-like. Bases 429 to 1286 code for a protein of 285 amino acids. Lineage: Eukaryota; Metazoa; Arthropoda; Thecostraca; Balanomorpha; Balanidae. The record is from RefSeq and is a predicted model, not a curated record. The transcript has 2 exons.
UAAAUCCGGCCGGACCAUUUAGGCCUGCAACUAUUUAUUGGUCCAUAGGCAUUAGGCAUGCCUGUAUGUACGCAAGGUGUGCAGAGAAGCAGUGGUUUCCGCAUGCGAUAGGAUGAGCGAUAAACGAUAAACGAUAAUUAUCGCUGUUAAGUAAAUCGGUUAUCGUUAUCGUUUAUCGCUAAAUUUUCAAAAUUAUCGCUCAUCCACUUAUCGCAAGUUACAAAAAUUAUGAACGAUAAACGAUAAAAUGUAAAACGGGAUGAUGGAAAAUGGAAGACGAUCGACAGUGUAUGCUGCGCGACAGUAUGUGUGUGCAACCUGUUGCCAUCUGUCAAGUACCUACAGAUCUGUCAGACGGUCGACGGGUGUUAUAAAUUUGCGCGGCGGACCGGGCAGAGCUGCGAGUAACCCAUAACAAUAACCAGAUCAUGUCUGACAAAAUGGGAGGUCUGCCGAGCGGCGUUUACGCUGCCGAGGGCAUCCAGAAGCGCCGCUACCGCAAGGGCCGUGUGGAGUUCCUGGUAAAGUGGAGGGGCUGGAGUCCCAAGUACAACACCUGGGAGCCGGAGGAGAACAUCCUCGACAAGCGGCUGAUCGACGCCUUUCAGAGCAAGGAGAAGGAGCGCGACGGCGCCACGCCGAGCCGGCGGGGACCGCGGCCGCGCCGGCUGCGCGACUCCGAGGACCGCGCCUCGGCUUCGGAGCGCGCCGACGCCGAGGAGCCGGCCGAGCCGGAGCCGGAGGACGAGCCCGAGGAGAAGCCGGAGCCCGAGCGGCCCGGUAAACGACGCGCCGAGCUGCUCAACGAUGCUGGCAAAAUCGGCGUCACCAUCUCGACCACCGGUGCGCGCUCGCCGCCGGCCAAGCUGGCCAAGCUGUCGCCGCGCCGGGCCUCCACCGAGGCGGGCGACGCGCCGCCCAAGUCGCCCAAGAUCAAGAUCAUCCCGCCGCGUCCGCCGGAGCCGGCCGAGCGGAGCCGGCGGCGCGCCGAGCCGGCCGACGACCAGCUGGUGCUGCCGCCGUCCGAGUUCUGGCGGCGCGUCAACCCGCUCAUGGACCACAUCGUCAUCACGGAUGUCACCGUCGACUCCGGCACGGUCACCAUCCGCGAGUGUCCAACCGCCGAGGGCUUCUUCCGCGGCUCCCCGGCGCCGGCCGCCGCUGCCGCGGCCACGAGCCCCGCGAUUCCCGCGGACGCCGCCCCCGUGCCCGCGCCCGCCCCAGCCUCCGCCGCUCCCGAUACCCAGACGAACACUAAUGCCGAGUCGGGCCGGCAGCCUGCUUAGUGGCGUUGUGAUGGCUCCCGGUGGCUCGGUGGCCUCCCUCCGCUCUGCGUCGUGCUGUGUGUGCGCGGAGGAACCCAGUGGAGUGUGAGCCUUGUAUAUCAGUAAUCGUGAGCUAUUUUUGAUGAUUGUAUUGUGCGCAUAGUGGUUGUGUGAGGGCUCUUCAUCAAACCGGAUUGUUUGUUGCUGUCGCUCGCAUUUUUGAACUGUGCGUGUCAUGGUCACGCAAAAGUAUCAUGAACUUUCUUCGUUGUGCUUCUUUGGGUGCAUACAUUCGGAAGGAAUUCGACGUACCCCGCGCUGGCGUACCGGGGGUUGCGUAUUUGGGUGAGCGGUUCGCGAUCGUGGGCAGAGACACAUGCCAAUGAAAUCGUGCGAAAAUGUAAUCGAAGCUAAGCAAGUCAGUUCGCUGAACUAUGUGUGUGGUCUUUCGCUUGUAUGGAAGUAAGGUGUUCAGGGCGCCUGGGCUAUCUCGAAGGGAAUGCGUGGUUGGUGAAUUGCCUACCAUGGAAUUCGUGACAAUAAACCAGCUGUGUAUGAUGUAUCCGGCUGUCCCCGCCAGACUGGUCGCGAAGUAGGUCACCGGGAGGAAAGAACAAUGAGGUCGAGCGUCUGCCCACAGGCGCGGCGUGUACUUUGAGUUCGAUGUAUACCAUGCUAAGGCUGUAAGCGCCGCACUUGUACAAAAAGCUGCUAAUAAACUGUAUGGUCAUCAGCCAG